Adineta steineri is the source of this 1425-nucleotide messenger RNA. NCBI's taxonomy places the organism in Eukaryota, Metazoa, Rotifera, Eurotatoria, Adinetida, Adinetidae. The record is from the annotation of a GenBank genome assembly.
AUGUACAGUAGAUACCAAUCGUUACUUAAUUCUGAUUACGAACGCGACCAACAAGAACAAGAACAAAUCUCUCGUUCUUCAUACGAAUUAUAUCGUUACAAUCAUGAACCAGUAUCAACAAAUAUACUUCGUCGUGAUAUUCCACCAAUUCUUAUAUUAUUAUUUUUUCUUUUUCUUAUUAUUAUUAUUCUAUCACAAAUACUUGUUAUUCAUUCAUCACGUUAUGGAACAAAUUUUUCAGCCAUGCAAAAAAUUCAAGGAGAACUUAAACAAAUGGAUGAAAGUAUGGAACGAUUAUUAAGUGAUAAUGUUUUACCUAUAGAUAAAUGGCGUCUUUUAUUUCAUAUACAAACAUAUCUCAAUCGUUUUGAAUAUUUAUUUGAUUUAUUUAAUAAUGAAAAUAAUCAUAUAAAUAAAAAUUUUAAUCAAUCAAUAAUUCAAUCUCAUAUUAAAAAAUUUAUAAAUAAAUCAAAUGAAAUAUUAAAACAAGAACAUAAUAAUUCAUAUUUUAUAAAUAGUAUAAAACAUGUACAAAAUAGACUGGAAGAAAUGAUGGAUCCAAAUCAUAAUCUUUCUCAAGAAAAACAAAGAAAAAUUUAUUGUAAUGAACAACCUAAUCAAUUAAAAGGUCAAAUUUUGAAUGAAAAUUCUACAUUUCCUAAUAUUUCGUUAUAUGAAAUUGAAAUGAAUUAUUCCAAUGUCAGAUCAGGUGGUGGUUGGUCACCAAAACAUUGUCUUGCCCGUCAUAGAGUAGCAAUCAUUAUUCCAUAUCGUGAUCGAUUUGAACAUUUAGUAACAUUACUUUAUUAUUUACAUCCAAUAUUACAACGUCAAGAACUUGAUUAUAAAAUUUAUGUAUCCGAACAAGUUGGAAAUGGAACAUAUAAUAAAGCUGUUUUAAUGAAUGCUGCCUUUAUAUAUGCAUCUACUGAAUAUGAUUUUCAAUGUUUUGUCUUUCAUGAUGUUGAUUUAAUACCAGAAGAUGAUAGAAAUAUGUAUUCAUGUCCAAUUUUUCCAAGACAUAUGUCAGUUGCUGUUAAUGAAAUGAAUUAUAAAUUGACGUAUGAAGAACUUAUUGGUGGUGUAUUUAAUAUACGUACAGAACAUUUUUUAACUGUUAACGGUUAUAGUAAUCUAUAUUGGGGUUGGGGAGCUGAAGAUGAUGAUUUAUAUUAUCGUUUGAAAGAAAUCUCUUUGAAAGUUAUUCGUCCACCAUCAUCUAUAGCUCGAUAUAGAAUGCUUCAACAUACAAAACGUACACCAUCGAUAUGGAAUAAACGAGCUAAGCUACUUUAUUCAGCAGCUAAACGUUAUACAUGGGAUGGUGUCUCAUCAGCUCGAUAUAAUCUCACUUCUGCUAUUGCUUAUCCAUUAUUUACACAUAUUCUUGUCGAUGUUGGUGUACCACCACCUGGUUUUACUUGA